UCUCUUGCACUGCACUCAAACCCCAACACACACACACACACACACACACACACACACAGUGAAUUUUCCCUCACAGGGUUGAACGUGCACAUUUACACACUCACUGAGACUCACACAAAGACACAGGGAAACACACACACACAGGUUGAUAGUAUCUCCAACAUUCAAAACGAACACAUCCAUUCUUCUAGGACACUUCUAGACCUGUUGCAGUUCAUACAGAUCCAGACGAGAUGGAUCAAACCAUGUGUCUUGGAGUGGAGGGGGUCAAGAAGACCAUCCUAUAUGGUGGCACUGGGGAAAUACCUAAGUUCAUCACUGGAUCUAAGGUGAAGUUCCACUUCCGUACAAUGCUGUGUGAUGAUGACCGCACGGUGAUUGAUGACAGCAAGAAGGUGGACAUGCCGAUGGAGAUUGUGAUCGGCAACAUGUUCAAGCUGGACAUCUGGGAGACCCUGCUCGCCUCCAUGAGAAUUGGAGAGGUGUCCGAGUUCUGGUGUGACAUAACGCACACUGGCAUGUACCCCAUCUUGUCCAAGAGCAUGCGGCGCAUCGCAGAGGGCAAAGAUCCGACGGAUUGGCAUAUCCACACCUGUGGCAUGGCCAACAUGUUUGCCUACCACAGCCUGGGCUACGACGACCUGGACGAGCUGAUGAAAGAACCAAAGCCCCUUUACUUUGUGCUUGAGCUACUCAAGGUGUCCCAGCCGAGUGAGUAUAACCGUGAGACCUGGGCCCUCUCAGAUGGAGAGAGAGUGAAGGCUGUGCCUCUGCUCCAUGCUCAGGGCAACAAGUUCUUCAAACAGGGACGCUACGAAGAGGCCAUCCAGAAGUACAAGGAGGGCAUUGUUUGCCUCAAAAAUGUACAAACAAAGGAGAAGGCAUGGGAAGUCUCAUGGCUGAAGCUCGAGAAGAUGGCGAACACACUCACACUAAACUACUGCCAGUGUCUGCUUCGCACAGAAGAAUACUAUGAGGUCAUUGAGCACACCACUGACAUUCUCAACAAACACCCAGGCAUCAUGAAAGCCUACUACCUGAGGGCCAGGGCCCACUUAGAGGUGUGGAACGAGGCGGAGGCUCGGGAGGACUUUGAGAGGGUGCUGGACCUGGAGCCUGGCAUGAAGAAGGUGGUGACGCGGGACCUGGGCGUGCUGAGCAUGAGGAUGGAGGAGAAGAAUGAGGAGGACCGCAAGAAGUACAAGGGCAUGUUCGAAGAGAAACGCAAGCAGCGAGAGAUGGCACACAACACAGAGUCCGAAGAAGUGGAGCAACAGACCGGAGAGUCUGAAGUGUCCGACACACGCCAGGCGUGACUGUUGACGUUCACUGUGUUAGAUGAAGGAGAAAGAAAUUAGCAUUUUCACUGCUGUGUGCUGAAUGUAAUGGAGUUGGAAAUGGGGUGUUGGAUGUUGUUUGCUCAGUAAGAAUGCAAUGCUGUCACACUAAGAGGUCUGAAUAAUUGUAGAGAAUAGAUCAGAUUCAGUCUAGGCAGCAUAAAAGUGUUAUUGAUAUAAACAUUGUGAACACUGGAAGGUUAUGAACUCUAGUCUGAAUGAAAGAAACACCAUUUAAACACUUAAUUAUUUAUUAAGACAUUACUAAAGCAUGAACUUCAGCAUUUAACAUCAAUUAUUGUUUUAUUAUAGCCUACUGAAAUCCAUGGUUUGACUGUUACACUUUCUUAGAUACACCUUGCCGUAAAGCAUUAUUAGAUACUGCAUGUGUAAAUGGAGUGGAUGAAUGCAUUUGGCAUACACCAAUGUCUUACAGUCAGAUUACCCUGCUGUCUACCCAUUCCCUGUUACAGGUGAUCAAACACUGCCAUGAUGGUGUCCUAUAGCAUCAUAAGAUGUACUACAAGGCAUAUUGCAUUGUUUUGAAAGUAAC
This is a messenger RNA of Alosa sapidissima (American shad), 1890 nucleotides long. RefSeq names its product aryl hydrocarbon receptor interacting protein-like 1 (gene aipl1). The coding region runs from base 234 to 1316 and encodes 360 amino acids. Gene Ontology annotation, molecular function: protein binding; peptidyl-prolyl cis-trans isomerase activity. Lineage: Eukaryota; Metazoa; Chordata; Actinopteri; Clupeiformes; Clupeidae. The record is from RefSeq and is a predicted model, not a curated record. The transcript has 6 exons.